Messenger RNA from Brassicogethes aeneus, 1892 nucleotides. NCBI's taxonomy places the organism in Eukaryota, Metazoa, Arthropoda, Insecta, Coleoptera, Nitidulidae. The record is from the annotation of a GenBank genome assembly.
UUGUCAGGUUAUGUCAGUUUCCCGCCAUAUCAACCUUCAUUUUAUCUUUGCAUCGUGCAUUUUACCGGUAAAAGGCUGCGUUUUAAUUUAAAGCUUUUAAAUAGUGUUAUUAGUCGCGGUUGUGUAGCAAAAAUGCCCCCAAAACGAAAAGCAGCAGUAGUAACAGUGGAAAAAGUUGAGGAAAUUGAUGGCAGUGGCGAUGCCAAAAAAACAAAAACAACUAAACGGGGCGCAGUUGCAGAACCGGCUAAAACAUCAAGAGCAACCAAAAAAACUGUUAGCCAUGAUGAGCCAGAGGAAAUGCCAAUAAAGGAUGUAAAAGAAAAGGUGGCUAAGGACACAAAAAAAACUAAAAAGGCUGACAAACCAAAAGAAACAACUGAUGAAACGAGUAAAACUGAUGAUAAAGAUAUAAAAAAAACCAAAAAGGCUGCAGAACCAGAGGAAGCAAGUGAAGAGGCAACAAAUAAAACUAAUGCCAAAGACACAAAAAAAAACAAAAAGGCUGCUGAACCAAAAGAAAAAAAAGAACCAGUUAAAACUUCAUCAAGGGCCACCAAAAAACCUGUUAGCUAUAAUGAGGCAGAGGAAAAGCCAAAAAAGGUUGUAAAGGAAAAGGUGGCUAAGGUAGACAAAAAAAUUAAAAAUGCUGCCGAACCGAAAGAAGCAAGUGAUGAGUUAAAAAAUAAAACUGAAACUCACUGGGAUGAAGUCAAAUUUACAACUAAUAAAAAAAAUAAUAAAGGUGAAAGCGCCAACUUGACCAUAACCACGUGGAACGUGGACGGUUUAAGGGCGUGGCUGAAAAAGGGCGGGCUGUCGAUCCUGGACGCCUGCAAGCCGGACAUCCUGUGCCUGCAGGAGACGAAGGUCGGCGACGACAAGCUUCCGGAAGAGGUGAAAAACGUGGCCGGCUACCAUACGCACUGGUGCGCGAGCCAGAAGACCGGCUACGCGGGCGUGGGGCUGCUCACGCGCGAAAAGCCGAUCUCCUGCUGCUACGGCAUCGGAGACGAGGAGCAGGACGAGGACGGCCGCUGCAUCAUCGCCGAGUUCGAGGGGUUCUACGUCGUCGCCGUCUACGUCCCCAAUGCCGGUCGCAAGCUGGUGACGCUGCCCCGAAGGCUCGAGUGGAACGAGGCGUUCAAGUCGCGAGUCCUCGAGCUGAACAAGAAGAAGCCGGUUAUCGUGUGCGGGGACAUGAACGUGGCGCACCAGGAGGUGGACCUUGCUAAUCCGAAGACUAACAAGAAGAACGCGGGGUUCACGCAGGAGGAGCGAGACGGGAUGACGGACUUGUUGGCCGGGGGUUACGUGGACGUCCACAGAAGUUUGUACCCCGACCAGAGGGACGUCUACACCUUCUGGACUUACUUGAGCAAUUCCAGGGCUAAGAAUGUCGGAUGGCGUCUUGACUAUUUUCUAGUCCAUGAAAGUCUUAUGGAUAAUGUUUGUGACAUCAUAACACACAAAAACGUCUUUGGGUCUGACCAUUGUCCACUUACACUAUUUAUUAAUAUUUAGGUUUUAUUCGUUUGUGUUCAGUUAAUUUUACUAUUUUGUUUUUAUUUAUUUUGUUAACGUUUUACUAUAAUGGCUAAAAUCUACAAAGAUCACAAGAUUCCAUGGUAGUAUGAAAAUGUAUUAAUAAACACUUAUUAUAAUAAUUUUCCCAAAUUGUUAUUUGGUUAUUAUAGUUUUAAGCUACAAAAAAAGGUUUCUGUUCUAAAAUUUUAGUUCUAGGUUAAUAAUGUAACAAUAUUUAACACUUUUAUAAAAGUUUUUUGUUUAAUAAUUAUUAUAACUUAUGUUUGUGUCCCAAAGAAAUUUAGUUGUUAUGCACGACCAAAUAUUUUUGUUAUUUUAAAUCCGAAAUAAAUAAGUUUUACCUA